AGGCCCAAAUGGCAACCAUCCUCUCCUGCAGCUGCUAGUCAAAAUGAUCCGGUCCCGACAGCUUCUAGGCCCAUGUGGAACGUUCCAGAAGCGCACCACCGCAUAAAUAUUUCCCCACCCUGCGCCUCGCCAUCUCUCGCGACCCGAAAGCCCCCUCCAACCCUAGCCGCCUCCUGCAAGCUUCAGAGCUCAGGAAUCAGGCCGCCAUGGCGACGGAGACGGAGACCUUCGCCUUCCAGGCCGAGAUCAACCAGCUGCUCUCCCUCAUCAUCAAUACCUUCUACUCCAACAAGGAGAUCUUCCUCCGCGAGCUCAUCUCCAACUCUUCCGAUGCGUUGGACAAAAUCAGGUUCGAGAGCCUCACUGACAAGAGCAAGCUCGAUGCGCAGCCGGAGCUGUUCAUCCACAUUGUCCCCGACAAGGCCAGCAACACGCUCUCCAUCAUCGACAGCGGCAUCGGCAUGACCAAGUCCGACCUCGUCAACAACCUCGGGACCAUCGCCAGGUCCGGUACCAAGGAGUUCAUGGAGGCCCUUGCCGCCGGCGCGGACGUGUCCAUGAUUGGGCAGUUCGGUGUUGGUUUCUACUCCGCCUACCUCGUUGCUGAGAGGGUGGUUGUGACCACCAAGCACAACGACGACGAGCAGUACGUGUGGGAGUCCCAGGCCGGCGGAUCGUUCACUGUUACCCGUGACACGUCCGGGGAGCAGCUUGGCAGGGGUACUAAGAUCACGCUCUUCCUCAAGGACGACCAGUUGGAAUAUCUUGAGGAGCGCCGCCUCAAGGAUCUGGUCAAGAAGCACUCUGAGUUCAUCAGUUACCCCAUCUCCCUGUGGACUGAGAAGACAACUGAGAAGGAAAUUUCUGAUGAUGAGGAUGAGGAAGAGAAGAAGGAUACUGAGGAGGGCAAGGUCGAGGAUGUUGAUGAGGAGAAGGAAGAGAAGGAAAAGAAGAAGAAGAAGAUCAAGGAGGUUUCUCAUGAGUGGUCAUUGAUCAACAAGCAGAAGCCUAUCUGGAUGAGGAAGCCAGAAGAGAUCACAAAGGAGGAGUACGCUGCCUUCUACAAGAGCUUGACAAAUGACUGGGAGGAGCAUCUGGCUGUGAAGCACUUUUCCGUGGAGGGUCAGCUGGAGUUCAAGGCUGUCCUCUUUGUUCCUAAGAGGGCCCCCUUUGAUCUGUUUGACACCAGGAAGAAGCAGAACAACAUCAAGCUCUAUGUGCGCCGUGUGUUCAUCAUGGACAACUGUGAGGAGCUGAUCCCUGAGUGGCUGAGCUUUGUGAAGGGUAUUGUUGACUCUGAGGACCUUCCCCUCAACAUCUCACGAGAGACGCUCCAGCAGAACAAGAUCUUGAAGGUUAUCCGCAAGAACCUCGUGAAGAAGUGUGUUGAGCUCUUCUUUGAGAUUGCUGAGAACAAGGAGGACUACAACAAGUUCUACGAGGCCUUCUCCAAGAACCUGAAGCUUGGCAUCCACGAGGACUCCCAGAACAGGAACAAGAUUGCUGAGCUCCUGAGGUACCACUCCACCAAGAGUGGUGAUGAGCUGACCAGCCUGAAGGACUACGUCACCAGGAUGAAGGAGGGACAGAAUGACAUCUACUACAUCACUGGUGAGAGCAAGAAGGCUGUGGAGAACUCUCCCUUCCUGGAGAAGCUGAAGAAGAGGGGCUACGAGGUCCUUUACAUGGUUGAUACCAUCGAUGAGUAUGCUGUUGGUCAGCUGAAGGAGUUUGAGGGCAAGAAGCUUGUCUCUGCCACCAAGGAGGGCCUGAAGCUUGAUGAGACUGAGGAUGAGAAGAAGAGGAAGGAGGAGCUGAAGGAGAAGUUUGAGGGGCUCUGCAAGGUCAUCAAGGAGGUUCUGGGCGACAAGGUUGAGAAGGUGGUGGUCUCUGACCGUGUUGUGGACUCACCGUGCUGCCUUGUAACUGGCGAGUACGGCUGGACUGCCAACAUGGAGAGGAUCAUGAAGGCGCAGGCCUUGAGGGACUCGAGCAUGGCGGGCUACAUGUCGAGCAAGAAGACCAUGGAGAUCAACCCGGAGAAUGCCAUUAUGGACGAGCUCCGCAAGCGUGCUGAGGCCGACAAGAACGACAAGUCAGUGAAGGACCUGGUGAUGCUGCUCUUCGAGACUGCACUUCUCACCUCCGGCUUCAGCCUGGACGACCCCAACACCUUCGGCACCAGGAUCCACCGCAUGCUCAAGCUCGGCCUGAGCAUUGACGAGGACGAGUCUGCUGAAGCAGAUGCUGAGAUGCCUCCACUGGAGGAUGACGCUGGCGAGAGCAAGAUGGAGGAGGUCGACUAAGCGUCUGCGGUUUAUCCUUAGUUAUCUGUCGUAGCUUAAUCUGACUACUGUUCGAUGCUUUUGGCACGUUAUUGGUUUUGUGUAAGCUAGCUACGAGUGUGGUUAAGCUGGUACCUGUGGUACCUUGUCAAACAGUUUAUUGCUAUCACUUAAAUUCUAUAUGCUAGAUAUUUCUGUAUUC
Panicum virgatum (switchgrass) is the source of this 2487-nucleotide messenger RNA. Its product is annotated as heat shock protein 81-1-like. Gene Ontology annotation, molecular function: ATP hydrolysis activity; ATP-dependent protein folding chaperone; ATP binding. Bases 207 to 2306 code for a protein of 699 amino acids. The transcript has 3 exons. Lineage: Eukaryota; Viridiplantae; Streptophyta; Magnoliopsida; Poales; Poaceae. Gene Ontology annotation, biological process: protein folding; protein stabilization; cellular response to heat. Gene Ontology annotation, cellular component: protein-containing complex; cytosol; perinuclear region of cytoplasm. The record is from RefSeq and is a predicted model, not a curated record.